AUUCCGAAAGUGCAGUUUCAAGUAAUUUUGACAGUCAGUCAGUAGGUGUAAGGGAGCCGAACAGCAGUAGUGAUUUCAUAUCAAGCUAGUCAAAAUUUGGUACAUCACGGGAACUAUUUAUUAAAUUGAAUAUCACAUCACAAAGGUGCACGCAUUUUACGGUAAUCAUUCGUCGUCAUGUUAAAAUCGCAUUUACAGCUGGUCACCGGACCGGUGGAUCGUGCCUUAGCUGGGAAAGCACCUUGGCAGAUUGUGGCCAUUACGACUAGUACGGUGUUGGGAGCGAUUUGGUUGUGGGAACUGCUGAGCGAAGAUGAAAGUCUACAUUCACGCAUAAGACGGCACUUCUUUCGACUAGCCCGCAAAGUCCCAGCCGUUCGGAGAAGGAUCGAAGGUGAGAUCGCCAAAAUCAACGAAGGUUUCAUGAAGGAAGCCGCACAGUACGGCCAAUUCACCACCGUUCUACCAGAGGCUGGUCUUAAGCAAGAUCAAAUCCUACAGAAAGUCGAUGAAUAUCUUGCCCUUGGGCACUACAAAUGGAAGGAGGGUUUCAUAUCCGGAGCGGUCUACUACUUCAACCCGGACUUGGUGAAACUGGUUACCGCGGUGUACGGUAAAGCAUCGUACACCAAUCCGCUACAUUCGGAUGUUUUUCCAGGCAUUUGCAAAAUGGAAGCCGAAGUGAUACGGAUGACGGCUACGCUGUUCAACGGAAGCCCCAAAUCAUGCGGAACGAUGACUACGGGUGGAACGGAGUCUAUCAUGAUGGCCUGCAAGGCGUACCGGGACUAUGGACGGGACGUGAAAGGCAUCACGAAGCCAAAUAUAGUGUUACCAGUAACGGCACACACUGCCUUCGAUAAAUCAGCCAAGUACUUUGGAAUGUUCACCAAAUCGGUACCGGUCGAUCCUUCAACCACCGAAGUAGAUAUUAAGGCAAUGGAACGAGCGAUCAACCGUAAUACGGUGAUGUUGGUAGGAUCGGCUCCCAAUUAUCCGUAUGGAACUAUGGAUAAUAUUGCAGCGAUUGCAAAGCUGGGUAAGAAGUACAACAUUCCAGUGCACGUGGAUGCCUGCUUGGGAGGCUUUCUAAUCAUCUUUAUGAGACGUGCCGGUUACAAUGUUCGAUCGUUUGACUUCAGCGUCGAUGGAGUUACCAGUAUUUCUGCAGAUACUCAUAAGUACGGCUUCACUCCUAAGGGAUCAUCUGUAAUUCUGUACUCAGACAAACUGUAUCGUCACUACCAGUAUACCGUUACGACGGAAUGGCCCGGAGGUGUGUACGGUUCGCCAACUGUGAACGGAUCUCGUGCCGGUGGUAUUAUUGCUGCCACCUGGGCAACGAUGAUGAACUUCGGGCUCGAUGGAUACGUGGAAGCUACCAAACGGAUAGUGGAUACCGCACGAUACAUUGAAACCAAACUUCGUAAAAUUGACAACAUUUACAUCUUUGGAACACCGGCCACUAGCGUGGUUGCUAUCGGUUCGAAGGAGUUCGACAUUUUCCGUCUAUCGGCAGAGUUGAAUACUUUAGGAUGGAAUCUGAAUUCCCUCCAGUUCCCAUCUGGAAUCCACAUCUGCGUUACUUACAUGCAUACUCAAGAUGGUAUCGCUGACAAGUUCAUCAACGACAUCCGCACCAAAGUCGCGUUGAUCAUGCAGAACCCCGAGAAGCCGGUAGAAGGAAAAAUGGCCAUCUACGGUGUAGCGCAGUCCGUUCCCGAUCGGGAAGUGGUCGGAGACUUCACUAGAUGCUUCAUCGACUCCAUGUACUACACACCGAACAGCCAAUGAAGAAAUUACUUCGUGAUAUAUGUAAAG
Messenger RNA from Ochlerotatus camptorhynchus, 1821 nucleotides. RefSeq names its product Sphingosine-1-phosphate lyase (gene Sply). The record is from RefSeq and is a predicted model, not a curated record. The transcript has 6 exons. Gene Ontology annotation, cellular component: endoplasmic reticulum. The coding region runs from base 178 to 1794 and encodes 538 amino acids. Gene Ontology annotation, biological process: carboxylic acid metabolic process; sphingolipid catabolic process. Lineage: Eukaryota; Metazoa; Arthropoda; Insecta; Diptera; Culicidae. Gene Ontology annotation, molecular function: sphinganine-1-phosphate aldolase activity; pyridoxal phosphate binding.